Dunckerocampus dactyliophorus (ringed pipefish) is the source of this 1893-nucleotide messenger RNA. It is a transcript of the gene esrrd, whose product is annotated as estrogen-related receptor delta. The coding region runs from base 159 to 1436 and encodes 425 amino acids. NCBI's taxonomy places the organism in Eukaryota, Metazoa, Chordata, Actinopteri, Syngnathiformes, Syngnathidae. Gene Ontology annotation, biological process: regulation of DNA-templated transcription. Gene Ontology annotation, molecular function: zinc ion binding; sequence-specific DNA binding; nuclear steroid receptor activity. The transcript is spliced from 8 exons. The record is from RefSeq and is a predicted model, not a curated record. Gene Ontology annotation, cellular component: nucleus.
GACGCAGAUAAAUAAGAGACGCCUCAGACGAGCUCUCAUCCAUCUUCCUGUCACCUGUCUGCUGCAUUAUUGUAUUGUUUUUGACCACUGCACCCGAACGCACCUUCUGUCAUCUUUUAUCCUGACCAGGUUCUAAAGUGGACUGGAUCAGGACCAGGAUGGAUGUGGAGGAUCUGGACUAUCACUUGGUCAGCACAGAGUGCCUCCUGGACGCCUCCUCACCCUCCUCCCCCCCAGCCUUCCUCCUUCCCAGACCGUCGUCCUCCUCGUCUUCGUCCUCCCCCCUGAGCCUCCUGUGUGGACCCCCGCAUCUGCACUCCCCGUCAGGGUCGAGUUCCACGGCGCCGUCUGACGCUUCCUCGUGUUUUUCCACGUCGGAUCACUUUUCAUACGAGGUGGAGGCCCUCUUCAGAGGUGAUUUCCUGCCGCCUGUGGCGCCCAAGCGGCUGUGUCUGGUGUGUGGCGACAUGGCGUCAGGCUUCCACUACGGCGUGGCGUCCUGCGAGGCCUGCAAGGCCUUCUUCAAGCGUACCAUCCAAGGCAACAUGGAGUACAGCUGUCCUGUCAUGAACGAGUGUGAGAUCAACAAGCGAAGGAGGAAAGCGUGUCAAGCGUGUCGCUUCCAGAAGUGUCUCCAGGCCGGAAUGAUGAGGGAAGGCGUUCGCAUGGAUCGAGUGAGAGGAGGACGCCAGAAGUACAAAAGACGAGUGGAGGCUGGAAUGGCUUCACAUCCCAGAGUGCCGCACGCAGCCUGCAGCAUUCGAAACAAGGUCAUUUCCCAUUUGCUGCUGACAGAGCCCGCACCUUUGGCUGCCAAUCAGGAUGAAUCGACCAAUGACGGCAGCCUUUGCACCCUGCUUACCCUCUGUGACCUCCUCAACCGCCAGCUGCUCGUUCUGAUUGGCUGGGCCAAGCAGAUCCCAGGUUUCUCUGCGCUCUCAUUGGUCGACCAGAUGUCACUGCUGCAGAGUGGCUGGAUGGAGGCGCUACUGGUGGGCGUGGCCUGGCGCUCGCAGGGCGCGGCGGGUGAGGAGCUGGUGUUCGCCAAGAACCUUCGCCUGGAUGAGAGCCAGUGUCGCCUCGCCGGCCUGAGCGAGCUGUACGACGCCUUACGUCACCUGACGUCACGCUACCGCCUCAUGGAGCUGAGCACCGAGGAGGUGGUCACCCUCAAGGCCAUGGCCCUCGCUAACGCAGAUGUGGACCCACUGGACUGUCCUGACUCGGUGCAGCGCUUCCAGGACGGUCUACACGAGGCCUUACAGGAGUAUGAGUCGUCCUGCAGGGAGCAGCACCGAGCGGGACGCCUGCUGAUGAGCCUUCCGCUGCUACGUGAGACGGCGGAGCGAGCCGUGGAGGUUCUGCUGAGGACUCACCGCCAGCGCCGCCUUCCCCUUCACAGGCUACUGCUGGAGAUGCUGGACGCCAAGGUCUGAGCACUUCCUGUCCAUCAUCCAUGCUCAGUGACAGCAGAACAAUGAAAGACUCUGGACUGGAAACAGUUCUGUUCAGAACUUUGCGUCUAGAAGAACUGUUCGAAAAGUAGACUAUCACACCUCGCUGUGUGGAUUCUUUCCGCCAAAUGGAAUAUUUGGUGCCACAAGCAGGCGCAUUAGCACUGAUUAUAUGCUAGCUUGGUUAGCAAGACGGCGGGCACGGAUGCAACUGCUGCUUUGUGGGCGGGGCUUAGCCAACUUUAGUUACAUGUUUACCCAGCAGGGUGCUCUCAAGUUCAUUUUUGAUGAUUUAAGACUUGUAACUGUGUGAUGACCUGCUGAUUGACAGCGCUUUGAUCACUUAUCGAUCACUGAUUAGUUUUCUUCACUGAGCUGAAGAAUUUACUUGAAUCAACCUUCAUGCAAGUUCAUUUGCAUUAAAAGAACCUAUUUUCAA